AUGAACUUCAAGACCGCAAACAUACAUUCGACCCAGGACAUGCGUAAUGCUGUCGAUGAACGCCUACCCUUGGUGUUGUCAACAUUGGGGUACCAAGAGUCGUUUAUCCUGGUUGAUACGAAGCUCGCGUUGGGGUAUCUUAGUGUGCUAGCAGCUGGUGGUGCGUUCCUAUUGGAGAAGAAGUUGAAAUUUGAAGAAGGGUUGCCAUAUUUGAAGCUACUGCUUCUUGCCUAUUUCAUCCUAACUUCGCUUUCCUGGUUAUAUCAAAAGUUUGUUAUCAAGAACACCAUAUACACGGGUAAGAAGGGGAAGAACGUCGUCACCAUUGGUGGAGAAGUGGAUAAAUAUACACCUGAAUACAAACUAACCAUCACUGUGAAGAGCGAAGGUCGUGAUGCUGGAUCAACACAAGAGGUGGUUUUGCCAUUCACUUCUGUAUUUGACAAGUAUGGUAAUCUACACGAGGGUGAGCUGGCCGCUUGGAUUAAAGAUCAAUUGGAGUUAAACGAAAAGAAUAAAUGA
Molecule: messenger RNA, 522 nt
Organism: Williopsis jadinii
Lineage: Eukaryota; Fungi; Ascomycota; Saccharomycetes; Phaffomycetales; Wickerhamomycetaceae
Gene: SPC2
Product: signal peptidase complex subunit SPC2
Exons: 2
Coding region: 1-522 (173 amino acids)
Biological process (GO): protein targeting to ER
Cellular component (GO): signal peptidase complex; membrane
Source: RefSeq, a predicted model, not a curated record